This is a messenger RNA of Nannospalax galili (Upper Galilee mountains blind mole rat), 1297 nucleotides long. It is a transcript of the gene Ncf1, whose product is annotated as neutrophil cytosolic factor 1. The transcript has 11 exons. Gene Ontology annotation, cellular component: NADPH oxidase complex; cytoplasm. The record is from RefSeq and is a predicted model, not a curated record. Bases 59 to 1228 code for a protein of 389 amino acids. Gene Ontology annotation, molecular function: phosphatidylinositol binding; superoxide-generating NADPH oxidase activator activity; protein binding. Gene Ontology annotation, biological process: respiratory burst; superoxide anion generation. Lineage: Eukaryota; Metazoa; Chordata; Mammalia; Rodentia; Spalacidae.
AUUUAAGGCCCAGCCCUGAACACACGGAGAAGUGAAGUCGGCCUGCCACUGCUCAACCAUGGGGGACACUUUCAUCCGCCACAUCGCCCUUCUGGGCUUUGAGAAGCGCUUCGUCCCCAGCCAGCACUAUGUAUACAUGUUUCUGGUGAAGUGGCAGGACCUGUCAGAGAAGGUGGUCUACCGGAGGUUCACGGAGAUCUACGAGUUCCAUAAAAUGCUAAAGGAGAUGUUUCCCAUCGAGGCAGGUGACAUUAAUGAAGAGAAUAGAAUCAUCCCACAUCUCCCAGCACCCAGGUGGUUCGAUGGGCAGCGGGUAGCCGAGAGUCGCCAGGGCACACUCACUGAGUACUUCAAUGCCCUCAUGGGGCUGCCUAUGAAGAUCUCCCGCUGCCCACACCUGCUGGAUUUCUUCAAAGUGCGGCCUGAGGACCUGAAGCUGCCCAGUGAUGGCCAAGUGAAAAAGCCAGAGACAUACCUGAUGCCCAAAGACAAGAAUAAUGCAGCUGACAUCAGCGGCCCCAUCAUCCUUCAAACUUACCGGGCCAUCGCAGAUUAUGAGAAGAGCUCGGGCACAGAGAUGACAGUGUCUACAGGAGACGUGGUGGACGUGGUGGAAAAGAGCGAGAGCGGCUGGUGGUUUUGCCAAAUGAAGAUGAAGCGAGGCUGGGUCCCUGCAUCCUAUUUGGAACCCCUGGACAGUCCUGAUGAGGCAGAGGACCCAGAGCCCAACUAUGCGGGUGAGUCAUAUGUGACCAUUAAAGCCUACACUGCAGUGGAGGAGGAUGAGGUGUCCCUGUCCCAGGGUGAAGCCAUUGAGGUUAUUCAUAAGCUCCUGGACGGCUGGUGGGUGGUCAGGAAAGGGGACGCCACCGGCUACUUCCCAUCCAUGUACCUACAGAAGGCUGGGGAGGAGAUAAGCCAGGCCCAACGACAGAUCAGGAGCCGAGGGGCGCCACCGCGCAGGUCGACCAUCCGCAACGCGCAGAGCAUCCACCAGCGGUCCCGGAAGCGCCUUAGCCAAGACACCUAUCGCCGCAAUAGCGUGCGAUUCCUGCAGCAGCGCCGCAGGCCUGCGCGACCAGGGCCGCAGAGUUCAGAGAGCACGCAACAGAAUCAGUCUUCUCCGCGCUCCAAGCCGCAGCCGGCGGUGCCCCCAAGACCCAGUGCGGACCUCAUCCUGCACCGCUGCAGCGAGAGCACCAAGAGGAAGCUGGCAUCUACCGUGUGAGGCCCGGGAGCCGCCCCCAUCCCUGUAUAUAGCGCCAGGGGUCAGAGGCUGGAGCGCCCCCCCCCCCCC